AUGUGCGGCCCCUGCUGUGGCUCCACCUGCUCCUCCUCGGGCUGCGGGGGAGGCUGCUGCCAGCCCUGCUGCUGCCAGCCCUGCUGCUGCCGCGACCCCUGCUGCUGCCGCCCCGUCAGCUGCCAGACCACCGUGUGCCGCCCCGUGACCUGCACCUGCCGCUGCACGCGCCCCAUCUGCGAGCCCUGCCGCCGCCCCGUCUGCUGCGACCCCUGCUCCCUGCAGGAGGGCUGCUGCCGCCCCAUCAGCUGCUGCCCCACGUCCUGCACGGCCGUGGUCUGCCGCCCCUGCUGCUGGGCCUCCACCUGCUGCCAGCCCAUCUCUGUGCAGGCGCCCUGCUGCCGCCCCCCCUGCUGCCAGCCUGCCCCCUGCCGCACCACCUGCAGGACCUCCUCCUGCUGCUGA
Hyaena hyaena (striped hyena) is the source of this 405-nucleotide messenger RNA. Its product is annotated as keratin-associated protein 2-3. Gene Ontology annotation, cellular component: keratin filament. Bases 1 to 405 code for a protein of 134 amino acids. NCBI's taxonomy places the organism in Eukaryota, Metazoa, Chordata, Mammalia, Carnivora, Hyaenidae. The record is from RefSeq and is a predicted model, not a curated record. The transcript has a single exon.